This is a messenger RNA of Peronospora farinosa, 684 nucleotides long. The record is from the annotation of a GenBank genome assembly. NCBI's taxonomy places the organism in Eukaryota, Oomycota, Peronosporomycetes, Peronosporales, Peronosporaceae.
AUGACGAUAUCGCUAAUGCCUUUGGCUGUGAAGGCUGUAGGGGCCUUUGCUCUCUAUGGACUUGUGCGUAUGACUCGUGAUCGUAUAUACGAUGCAAUUAUCGCUAAGUUGACGACUGGUUGGUACGCGGAAGUGCUGAAGCGCUUGCCACACGGCAGCAAACUUCUGGACGUGGGUAUCGGGACGGGUCUGGCUCUGAUUAACAAUCGACAGCAGCUCAAGCUCAAGCAAAUUGAAGUGGAUGGGGUGGACUAUGAUAAGGACUAUGUGGUACGAUGUCAGAACCUGGUAAAGGAGAAGCAGCUGACGAGUCUCGUUCAAGUGCACCAUGCUUCGAUCUACGACUUCCAGCAAGGUCCAUACGACGCUGUGUACUUCAGCUCGUCGCUCAUGCUCAUGCCUGACUCAGCAAAAGCUCUGCGGCAUUGUAUGGGCAUGUUGAAGCAGAAGACUGGACGCAUCUAUGUGACGCAAACCAUCCAAACACGUCACUCGAGGCUCAUGGAGAUUGUCAAACCACUGCUUAAGUUCCUCACAACGAUUGACUUCGGCACGGUCACGUACGAGGAUGAUCUACUUAUGACGUUCAAGAAGGCGGGACUGACGUUGCGAGAGCAUGUGCCGAUUUCGGGUACGACGAUGACAUCCACGCGAUCAUUCAGACUGUUUGUGCUGGAACCAUGA